Molecule: messenger RNA, 1689 nt
Organism: Iphiclides podalirius (scarce swallowtail)
Lineage: Eukaryota; Metazoa; Arthropoda; Insecta; Lepidoptera; Papilionidae
Source: the annotation of a GenBank genome assembly
AUGUUACUGGAAUGCUUCAAUGUUGUAUUGUCAACAGAUGGAAGCAGCAACGCCAUCUGCAAUAUGUGCAUAAAAAGUUUAAGGAGCUCACUGUGCUUUAAGCAGCAAGUGUUAAAAGCAGAUAUGGACUUCAUCAAAUGGAUGAGGGAGAAGAGUAAAAACGAGGGCGCGCAAGUCAAGACUGAUCUUGAAGCAGACACUGAACGCGCCGUGUCCGGAAAUUUAAACACGCGUGCAGCGGUUGGUGUUGCCAAGGCAUUGAUAAAAUCUCCACCUAAGCGAAGAGCGAAGAAGAGGACGAAGGUGGAAGAUGAAGCCGCGAACGUAUCUAUUGCGACGAGAGUGGAUAAAGAAGAGGAUACGGGAAGCACCUUAAUCGUCGAAACAGUUAGGGAGGCCACGCAGAAGAAUGCAGAGCCUAGCACAGAGUGCGACUCACCGAAGCGCAGAGUGAAGAAGCAGAGAAAAGAAGAAGAUGACAAGAGUCCCAUUAAUCCCGGCGCUGACAAGGCUGUCGCGGCGAAGCGCUGCCCCCGCGCCGGCGGCGACAAGCCCGUCGCGGCGAAGAGCUGCCCCCGCGCCGGCGGCGACAAGCCCGUCGCGGCGAAGAGCUGCCCCCGCGCCGGCGACAAGCUCAAGCACCGCCAGAACCUGCUCACCAUCCUGCGCCACUCUAACGCCACGCCGUUUAAGGACAAGUCGCUGCUGGGCUUCGUGUGCGGCUACUGCGACUCCACCCACCCAGACCCCGAGGACCUGAGGGUGCACACCGCCCAGCGGCACCAGCUCGAGCGGCUCGCCUUCAAGUCCAGCUUCGACAUGGCCGAGUACAGCGUCAAGCUGGACGUGACGGGCUUAGCGUGCGCGCUGUGCCAAUCGCCUAUGCCCAGCCUGGCCACGUUCAAGCGCCAUCUAGUGGCUGCCCACGGAUUGACAAUCCACGAGGACAUCAAGGACCACGUGCUGGAGUUCCGUCUGAGCGCCGGCGAUGUGCACCGUUGCGCCCUCUGCCCCUCCGCCUUCGAGACCUUCAAGACCCUCAAGCAGCACAUGAACCGCCACUACGGCAACUACCCCUGCAACGCCUGCCACGCGGCCUUUGCCACGAUGCGCUCUUUAAGCGCGCACCGCUCCACCCACCUGCGUGGCAGCUUCGCGUGCAACCAGUGCCCGAAGAUAUUCGCCAGCGGGCAAAAGCUGCGCUGCCACCAGCGCUGCCAGCACGCGGCGGCCAAGAGGGUGGCCAACUGCCCGCACUGCGACGCCCCCUUCCGGAGCUACUACCAGCGCAACCGGCACCUGGUGCGGGCGCACGACGCCGCCGCGACGUACCGCUGCAACGCGUGCGACAAGGCGUACAUCCUCAAGUCGCUGCUCGUCGCGCACGUGAAGCGCUGCCACCUGCUCGAGAGGGACGCCCAGUGCGCGGUGUGCGGCCGCCGCUUCUUCAGCGCCAAAGCGCUGCGCGCGCACAUGGUGCGCCACGGCGGCGAGAGGCGGUUCGGGUGCGCCGUGUGCGGGAAGGCGUACGCGCGCAAGUACACGCUGCGCGAGCACACGCGCAUACACGAGGGCGACAAGCGCUUCAAGUGCCCGACGUGCGGCGCGGCGUUCGUGCAGAAGUGCAGCCUGAGGAGCCACCUGCUGUCCAACCACGGCGUGAGCGUGGCCGCGAGCGACAUCAGCGCU